Asparagus officinalis (garden asparagus) is the source of this 3354-nucleotide messenger RNA. RefSeq names its product E3 ubiquitin-protein ligase RNF181-like. The transcript is spliced from 3 exons. The record is from RefSeq and is a predicted model, not a curated record. Gene Ontology annotation, molecular function: zinc ion binding; ubiquitin protein ligase activity. Bases 2411 to 3121 code for a protein of 236 amino acids. NCBI's taxonomy places the organism in Eukaryota, Viridiplantae, Streptophyta, Magnoliopsida, Asparagales, Asparagaceae. Gene Ontology annotation, biological process: ubiquitin-dependent protein catabolic process.
UUUGAGUCAAUGUUAAGUUCAAAAAGUAUUUCUUUCUUUGUUAGUUAGGAAUUUCUUUAACUUAACAAGUUAAUUUGCAAGUAAGGCUAUUUGAUCUAUUCCUUUAUUUAUCUUUUUCUAUUUUCAGCAGAAAGAUUAAUACUGAAUCUUUCUUGUAUUGAAAUGUUUCUGAAGCAUGUUUUAGUUUGUAAAUUCUCUUCAGAAGACUGCUACCUACAUUGAACUCUGUUAUCAUUGUGAACUGAACAUGCAGAAAGAGCUGCAAGCAGCAAAAUAUGUUAGUGGGUCUAAAUAUGUAACCAAAGUGCUUGUUGUUUUACAUGACAUGUUUUCUUUAGACUUUAAAGAUGCAGAGGUUGGCAACCCUUUAGAGAGGGAAGAAACCAGUGGCCUUUAGUUUUCAGUUGCUGAGGAUAUAAUUUACUUCCAUACAAGUUGCAACUACUGUGAAUAUAGUAACUUGUUACUUCCCGUAAAAGAUUUCAAUUAUGCAAUUACUUGAAAGACGCAAUUACUUGCAAUUACUUCAUAUAGAAGAUUUUCCCUCUCAAAAAAGAUGUAAUUGCAACUAUUCAGGACGUAGUUACUAGUUACUUCCAUAGAGAAUUUCAAAGUUAGACUUGCUCCAUAGGAAUGUCCAGGUUCAUUCAGGAAAGGCUGAAAGCUUCGCAAUGUUCAUUGGAUGUAUCAGUGGUUACCUUCCAUAUGAGCUUAUUCAUGAACAGAAGUUGUUGGAAAGGUCUUCUGCACCUUUUUUUCACUUUAACAAGGUCCCGAUUACCAAAAUCUUUAUUAUGUGCACCCAAUAUUACUGCACAGAGUAUUGCCACCUGCAAUCCAUUUUGUAUUACAUGAAGUGAAUAUUUAUCUCAAGAAAAAUGCAGAUACAUUUUGUAUUCUAUACAAGGGUUGGAGAAAGUCACAAUGUGAUCGACCAUUGUUUACAAUUAUCAAUUCGAAUAGGAGGAAUUCCUCUUUCUUAUAAUUGAUAGGAAGAAAUCAUUGAUAGCCUAUCAUGCGUCAUGACUCUAUACUAUGAAACUACAUUAGUUCGAACAAGAACUAGUCAUCCUUUCCAUUGAGCAGAAUACAUGCUAGAGAAAGACAUUUCUGGAGCGCAUCUAGUUUACAAGUUUCAUUUAUCUAGGCUUAUGUGAAAAAUAAUUGAGGAUGUGGAUGUAUUGGGCUGCAGCAGUUAGAGCUAUAUAUAUAUAACCAAAAAUCAUAUGUACCUGAGAGGACUAGGCUAUACAUAUUGAUUUCCAAGUGAGAGAAGCCUGAUUGACCAUUAACUGCUAUAACAUAACAUUAUAUAAUUAUAUUCUUUCAUGUAAGUUCAUGCGUUCUUUGCACUUAAUUAGUUUAUGCAUUUGCAGAACCAAAGUAAUCGAGCCUUGAGAUUGGAUAUUAGUGAUAGAACUAUGGUUGUGGUUAAUUUGAUAUGUCUCAAGCAAAGAUUGAGCUUUUAGAGAGAGAGAGCGUGCGCGCACGCGUGUGCCCGUUUAUCUUGAAUCCUAUUAUAUACUUUGGUUAAAGCCCUUUAGCAUUCAUUAGUUUCCUUAAUAAUUACCCCACCACCUUGUUCAAAUGACUGUAAUAGCCAACCAUCACAACAAAUUAGGGAUUGGUUACUUUUAGAUUAUUCAUGAACUUUUUCCUGAUUAUGAUAUCGUGUAUGGUCAAUUGUAUGUUGAUCCAUAUUGAGUAUGGCAUCUUAGAAUCCCUAUUUUUUCUGAGAGCAUAUUGCACCAGGUUAUUUUUAGAAAAAUACUUCAGAAUUUUUUGUGAGAGUAUCUAUAAGGAAGUUACGUUGCUCCUUUCUAUGUUUUGAUAAGCAAGUUACAGGAGAGUGGAGUGACAAUAGAGCACCAAAUGAGGAAUAUCUGGACAAGUGGGGUUAGAGCAAUACUCGUGUAUAUUUAGUCAUUUAAACAAAAUGUAAUGCUUUACAAUCUUUUACCUAAUACACUGAGUAAUUACCUUCCAAAAAUGUCUUGCAGAAUUUAAUUUUUCAUAAACAAAUUCCAUUUCUUUUGUCCACAUUCGAACAACCAUUAUGUUAUCUCUUUCCUUUAAUGUAACGUAUGAAGACAACCAUAGGAGAAAAGGCACCUAGAAACUAUCGUCACUGACACGUGUGCACAGGCUGGAUGCAUGCAUACAACGUGUGUAAUGAGAUUCAUCUUUUUAUCUCCGAGAGUUUUAUCCACACCCCCAAAAGGGCACCCACUUAGCCCGUUCAAGGUUGCUGUUGAGAUCUAAUCUAGAGCUGUGAGGUUUAAAGCAAUAUUCAUCCACAGUCUACAUUCAAGAUAAGAGCAUAUCACCAACAACCAUUAACAGAAGGAGAAAAAAAAUCACCUAAAAACAUUGCUGCCGCGACACUCACCGCCAAUCUGCAUUGUUGAUCAUGGCCUCAGACCCGAGAUCUCGUAGUUACCUCAGGAUGUUUGAGAGCCAGUGGGACAAUGGUCACGCCUUUCUCCUGAUUGGCGCACGUUCAUCUAUCUCUCCUCUUCCUCUUCCAAACCAUGGCCCUGGUAUUGGAAAUCUAAAGCUAUACAUUCUUGAGAAUGUUAACCUGCUUGAUCCUUCACAUGGCACUACGAAUUGGAUUGGGCCUUUAUCAGAAUCGACUAUAGAAUAUCGUGAAGAUAUCAACAAUCUUGCUUCCUCCCUGGAGCAUACGCAAUCUUGGAGGGAUAUACAAGCGAGGAUUGAUGCAAUCCCUACCCUCCCAAGCCUCGCUGCCACAUACAUCAAGCAGGUUAUUUUUCAGAAAAUCCGUGACUUUGUGACAGGAUGGUCUGCUGUAUCAGCAAUAUUUGCCAUAAAAGUAAAUACUGAUAUGCUACCAGAAGAGUAUAUUGCUGCUUUGUCUGAGAGGCUACCUCAAAAUCAAACCAUCAGAGCCUCAGAUGAAGCAAUAGCAAGAUAUCUAAUUGCUUAUGAGGUUGCAAGCAGUGGCGACCGAUGUACAAUAUGCUUAAGUGGCAUAAGAACUGGAGAAAUAGCUGGGCAGAUGCCGUGCAGGCAUUUUUUUCAUCGGGAUUGUAUCACAACGUGGCUAAGGGUGAACAACAGCUGUCCGCUUUGCCGAAAUACGUUACCGAGAGACUGAUGGAGAUGGGCGAAAGAAAGAGGAUUGCUAGGAUUAGCUUGGUAAAUUAUUUUGCUCUGUUUCAUGAGGCAUGAAGCAUCAAAGGGAGGGGACGGUUUGUUCCCUUUCGGCGGCCUUGUCCUGAAUUUUUAGAUCAUAUAUGUAUGUCAAUGCAGAUUACUGUGAGAUGUGGUUAUAUUAACAAGGAGAGGUAUUAUCUAUGUUAAUUUUUAAUGAAAAUAGCUUUGCUUAUA